AUGGACGACGAUGACUCGAGCAACCUUCAGCCAUGGGCGAGGGCUACCACUAUUUCCGUCACGGUGCUGGCAUUCGUGGCUGUCUGUCUUCGCAUACUGGCUCGCUUUGAACGCAAACAGAAGUUGUGGUGGGACGAUUGGAUGAUUGUGUGGUCGAUGGGCUGGAAUCUCGUGGUCGUCGGCUUCAUCUUUGCAAUGAUCCAUGAAGGAAUGGGUCUUCAUGCCGAUACACUACACCCGAACAGCGUUGUCAUGAUCGCGAAAUAUCUUCUCGUUGCCGAAAUCUUAUAUGUGUUCAACCUGGUGUGGACCAAACUUAGUAUACUCCUGAUGUACUAUCGGAUCUUUCGGUUUGGGUACUUCAAACUCUGGGCGUACAUCAUCGGCGGUUUCAUCAUCUGCUGGGUCAUCUGCAUCACGUUCUUGUUUGUUUUUAUCUGCGUGCCUGUUCAGAAGCUCUGGUAUCCUUAUCUCGAGGGCCGGUGCAUCAACCAGGUCGGCACUUGGAUUGCCAACGCAGUUUCCACUAUUGUCACGGAUCUGGUCAUCCUGGCUCUUCCGAUUCCCCAGAUAUGGAGCUUGCAGCUGCGAAGUUCGGAGAAGAUGGCCGUCACGCUUGCCUUUGGACUGGGAUUCUUCGUCGUCUUCGCCUCUGCCUACCGCUUCUCGGUCCUUUUCUCCUACUCCGUGGCCGACUCAUCCUACACCCUCGCCCCAACCGUCGGCUGGACCGCCAUCGAGAUGUCGGCCGGCAUCAUAUCCGCUUGUCUCCCCACCCUACGACCGGCCCUUCAGCUGGCCGCUCGUCUCCUCCGGAUCAAGGGCAAGCUGCCGGCGCUUCUCCGCAGUCGCACCAUGCCAUUCUCCAAGGGCAGCCAGUCCGAUCCCCUCAACGUGCUCCCAUCCACCAUGGACAACAAGAAUCCGCCCAGCACUGCGACAGAACACCACGGCAAGCCGCCGAAUCGGCAUUCCUUCUACCACCUCCCGGAUGAUUCGGACGAGGGGUGUUUGCAGAGACAGCUGGACGCGGCGCUCCGACCGGGCUACGACCAUGGGCAUAUGGUGACCAACGUGUUGAGUCCCAGCCUCAAGCCGGCUCACAACGGCAAGUCGGAUAGUCUGAGUGGCGAUGAGAUUCCAUUGCAUGGGAUCCGCGUGCAGACGGACUUCACGCAGGCGAUGGCACAUAAGUAG
Messenger RNA from Aspergillus melleus, 1197 nucleotides. RefSeq lists its product as uncharacterized. Lineage: Eukaryota; Fungi; Ascomycota; Eurotiomycetes; Eurotiales; Aspergillaceae. The record is from RefSeq and is a predicted model, not a curated record. Bases 1 to 1197 code for a protein of 398 amino acids. The transcript has 3 exons.